CACAGGGGCAGGGAAAAGUGCGGGGCAGGGGACAGCGAGGAAGAAAAAAAAAAGCAAACAGAAGCAGCUUCUGGUUUUUCUUUCACAUUUUUUUCGCACUCCCGCUGCAUCAUUACAAGAGAACAGGCACCGCCGGCUCAUAAAAACCUGCGUGGCUUGCACGCACACACACUCACUCUCGCACACGCAGUCGAGGAGGAUCAACUCAGAGCGGCUUCUUCGCCCGUGGCACUUGAGAACUAGGGAGGUGUGCUUGACCACCUGGGAGCAGGUGGAGGAGAACCUGUCGCGGCUACCGUCUGACUCCCACGUGGAGGAGCUUGACCUGAUGUCAAACGAGGAGUGCCGUUCGCCCAUCGGCCUGGACUGCUGCAGCUGCUGUCUGGAUCUGGCCAAUGGCUGUGAGCCCGAGCCGGGUCGACCGGGUCACACCAGCCUGGGGAGCCCGACGUCCAUCAACCACUUCCGACAGCUCCGAGACCAGCUUCACUUCCAGAACCUAAACACAGAUAAGCUCAACAACAUCAUGAGACAGGACUCACUGGAGUCGGUGGUCCGGGACCCCUGUUACCUGCUCAACGAGGGCAUCUGCAACAGCAACAUUGACCAAACCAUGCUGUCCAUACUGCUGUUCUUCCACAGUGCCUCUGGCGCAAGCGUUGUGGCAAUUGACAACAAGAUCGAACAAGCAAUGGAUCUUGUGAAGAAUCACUUAAUGUAUGCAGUCAGAGAGGAAGUUGAGAUCUUGAAAGAGCAGAUCAAGGAACUGGCAGAGAAGAACAACCAGCUGGAACGUGAGAACAGCCUGCUGAAGAACCUGGCAAGCCCAGAGCAGCUGGAGAAGUUUCAGUCACGUCUGCCCUCGGAUUCGAGCCUCCCCCUGGAGCCUCAGGAGCUGGGGUCCUGCGAAGAUGGUGAGCGCCAGUACAGCAGCACGGGAUCUGCUGUAUAAGUGGCUCUGCCAUGGGGCGGGCAGAGCCACAGCUCUCACCUGAAAUGGACCUCCAGAUAUGCAACUUCAAGAUGAAGCUGGCUGUACAGAUGAAAACCUGACCUGAAAUGAAAGCAUUACGACGUACAAGUGGCCUAGUUCAGUAAUAUCCGACAAUCUCUUCGGACUAACGUGGAAAAGAGAGAGCGACGUAGACGUCCGAGGUUACUGUACAACGGGACUGACGUGCCCCUUGCUAGGAAGGGGGCCCAGCCUUGCUUUCCCUUGGUCCCUCUCACGAAGAGACGGAGAGGGGUUUGCCUGACGGAGCUGGCCGAGAGCGAAACUUCGGCCUUUAUCUAAGUCAAGCCAAGGAAAUGUACGUCCCUACGAGAUACCCCCACAGCCCCACCUGACGCAAGGGACUCAUGCGUUCAUGCCCUCCAUGUCAUUGAUCCCUAGUACUGUGGACAUUUCUUAGCUCCUGUAGUUAAGGACGUUCGAGACGGACUCGUACAGAGUGGCGACGUCCGCAGCGGUGACUCCUGCCACAUGAUUUGUAUAGCAUCGCUUGUAUCUCCGCAGAUGGGGCCUGCUGCUUAUGGGGAUUAUUGCUUGUUUGUGUUUUGAAACGGAACAAAAUCAACUUGUUUAUAUGGGCUAUGUGUAAAAAAUGAUUUUUCUCUUAUUGUGGGAAUGAAAAUCUGUAUACAUUUGCAUAGUUCUGUAAAUUUAGCAACUGAUGUAAAGCGAAAUGUUCUGAAACAGACGGCGGUGUGGGGUGGAUACUGUUGCUGCGAAUGUUCUGUUGACCUUCUAUGCCAACCAACUAACGGGCACGACGGUGUCUGAAAAGGGCCAUGUUUUUCAGUGAACUUUGUGUUUUCUAACUACCAAAGACUUGCCUAAUACUCACAAGCCAACAGGACCAUGUGGAACUUUUCACAGGGAGACGUUUUUGACAGCAGUCUUUUUGAAACAUGGGUAUUGUUGCUUCAUUGUGUCCAUGGUAUUUUUUUUUUAACAAUUUUUGGAUGCAAAAUGCACAUUGCAAUAAACCUUAUGUUUACACUAAA
Labeo rohita (rohu) is the source of this 2007-nucleotide messenger RNA. It is a transcript of the gene tsc22d3, whose product is annotated as TSC22 domain family, member 3. The record is from RefSeq and is a predicted model, not a curated record. Gene Ontology annotation, biological process: regulation of transcription by RNA polymerase II. The transcript is spliced from 3 exons. NCBI's taxonomy places the organism in Eukaryota, Metazoa, Chordata, Actinopteri, Cypriniformes, Cyprinidae. Bases 329 to 952 code for a protein of 207 amino acids.